UCUCGAAGCUUGUCUACGAGUUACGUCGUGUACGGGACGCGUUCGUCGCUUUCGUGGACGGUGAUUAGUGACGAUGAACGGUGAAGUGAUGGAUGCUAAAUAAUAAAUUAAGUAAAUAUAUUUUGAAGCGUGUAUCGCGUCGCGACAGUUUCUUGAAAUCGUGACUACGAACGAUGAAAUUCGCCAACGUGGAAAAUUGGUGUUCUUCGAUCGCGGUGACGUCGUUGUUAGCGGAAACGAAAGAAGAAUUGGGAAGGCUUGGGGGUGCGUUUAUUCUUCGCCGAGGAAGCUUUCGAGGGAGCAGCGUUAAAAAUGAAAUUUCGGUUCCUGGGCGACGGGGACUGUCCCGAUUGGCUGCUGGCUGAGAUCAACACGUUGUCGCGUAUGACCUCCAUCAAAAUCCGAAUAUUGGGCCAGGCGGUUGCGAAGUACCUGACAGAAGGCGAACUGGACGAGGACAAGAUAAAAAAGCUGACGCAGGACGCGAAAAUUGAGCCGAGCGACGCCAAAGCCAUGAUAGCCGCCCUCGAAUUAAUAUUCGUGUCGUCCGCGCGAUACGGCGUCUCCGCCGCCGAUCUGAGCAGCGAACUGCAGCAACUCGGUCUGCCGCGCGAGCACAGCGCUGCGAUUGCACGACUGCACACGGACAACAGCCCCCGAAUCACGGAUGCGCUCUCGUCGCAGUCUUUGAGAGUGAGCCGGUUGUCGUCGAUCCAGGUGUUGCCCUGCGCCAACGCCUCGCCGUUCUCCACCCUGUCCCUCAAGCUGAACAAAUUGGGCGGCAACGGGGAGGAUUCCGUCGUCAACAUCUCGCAGGAGGACGUGCAGGUUCUGCUCGCUGAACUGCGACGAGCGAAAGCGUUGAUGGAGAACCUUUGAGUAACUUGCGUCCAGCGAACCAUCAUCCUGUAUUAUAUACAUAUUCUGAGGUAAUCGAAACAGUGUAAUCAUACCGAUUAAAACGAAUGAAAGCAACCAUGACAAA
This is a messenger RNA of Megalopta genalis, 985 nucleotides long. RefSeq names its product COMM domain-containing protein 4. NCBI's taxonomy places the organism in Eukaryota, Metazoa, Arthropoda, Insecta, Hymenoptera, Halictidae. The record is from RefSeq and is a predicted model, not a curated record.